UGUAAAUAUGGAUUCAAACAAAGUGUGUGUCGAGAAAGUGUGAUUUUUAAAAAGCCAUUCAAAGCUAUGUGCACAGAUUUGACAGUAGGUGGCACAAAAGAUCUGCUUACAACAUAUCAUGAACACAGCAGCGGUGCCAUGAGCAGCACACACAUUUUACAACAGGACUCUUAUCAGCGGCGCAAAACACCUUACGACAUACCCGUGUUUCUGUAGGAGAGGAUAUUACCUGAUGCAUAACUGCAUGUACUUAUUGCACAUGAGUAGUUGCAACAGCUGAAGUGACACAUUUACGUAGGAUUGCUUCUCCUGUACCAGUGGCUUUGGGUCUGAGGGACGUCAGCAUGAAGGUGCCUCCUUUAUCUCUGAUCAACUUUACUCUACUGUUGGGUCAAAUAUUCAGCGUAUCUGCGGGGAAAAUACUAGUUUUCCCACUGGAUGGAAGCCACUGGGUAAACAUGAAAGUACUGAUAGAGGAACUACAUGCCAAAGGACACGAGGUCACUGUGAUUCGCCCAUCAGAUAGCUGGUACAUCAGUGAAAAGUCUCCUUUGUACACAUCUGUCACACUUCCGUUCAAAGCAGGCUUUGAAGAAAACUUUGAAAAACUUUUGACUCCACUGCUGGAGAUCCAGCUGCGGGCUUCAUCUACAUAUCCAUGGUCUGACAUCUGGAAAGGUCUCCAGAUGAGGCAGGCAGUUGUGAACCAGUUCAAUGACUUACAUAAGCGAGUGAGUGAAAUGAUCAUUGAGAUGUUUGAAGAUAAAAACCUUAUGCGUUCGUUACAAAAUGCCAAAUAUGACGUGGUUUUGACUGACCCUGGCAUUGGUGGAGGAGCCAUGUUGGCACGCUGGCUCCAAGUUCCUCUUGUUAAUAAUGUCAGAUGGACCUAUAUAGGAGAGGCUCAUUUACUUAUUGCCCCCUCUCCUAUGGCAUACAUUCCUUUCACUGCAACAGAGCUGACAGAUAGGAUGACUUUCCCUCAAAGAGUCAAGAAUUAUUUGAGUUAUAUGAUUGGGAUGUACACAAUGUCGUCAAUGUCAUAUCCUCACUACGAACCUGUGGUCAGGAGGUAUUUUGGUCCUGAUGUAGAUUACUCAUCAUUUGUCCUGGAAGCGGAUAUCUGGCUCAUGAGGACUGAUUUCAUCUUUGAGUUUCCCCGUCCUACGAUGCCAAAUAUUGUCUACAUGAGUGGAUUUCAGUGCAAGCCUCCUAAGCCACUGACUGCAGACCUGGAGGAUUUUGUCCAGAGUUCUAAAGAUCAUGGGGUCAUUGUGAUGACCUUAGGAACUUUAGUGGGGAAGCUCCCUCAAGAUAUUGCUGAAGAGAUAGCUGCAGCCUUUGCACAGCUGCCUCAGAAGGUUGUAUGGCGGUACAUGGGACAAAGGCCAGUUAGCCUGGGCAAUAACACAUUAUUAGUCGACUGGUUGCCACAGAAUGACCUGUUGGCACAUCCCAAAACUAGAGUGUUUGUGAGCCAUGGAGGCACCAAUGGAGUUCAAGAAGCAAUUUACCACGGAGUUCCUGUAGUUGGGUUGCCAAUAUGUUUCGAUCAGCCUGAUAACCUCUCCAGAAUCAAAGCAAAGGGAGGAGCAGUGACUGUGAAGUUUGCCAUGCUAGACAGACACACUUUUAAAGAUGCACUGAUGACAGUUCUUUAUAACUCUUCUUACAGGGAAAACAUGCAGAGACUUUCUAGGCUGCACAGAGAUCAGCCAAUUAAUCCACUGAGCCAUGCAGUGUUUUGGAUAGAAUAUGUUAUGAGGCAUAAAGGUGCUCGUCAUUUGCAAGCACAAUCCAUCAAAAUGUCCUGGUUUGUUUACAACUCCCUCGAUGUCAUUGCUGUUUUUUUGGUUGUUGUCCUGCUCCUGACAUUUUUCUGUAUAUCCAUUGUAAGAUUACUGUGGAGACUGAUUGUUGGGAAAAAGGUUAAACGUGAAUGAACAAAUGAACAGGCAGUAUGAUCAAUGACUUGUGCUUAAACCAAGCAUUUCCAUUAGGGCUGCAACAACUAUUCUAUUAUUAAUUUAUGUAACGUAAUGUACUUUAUUUCUACAUUUUACAACAACCCACAGUUGACCAAAGUGCCUUACAAAAUAAAAGCAUUACAGACACAGCAAUAAAGGCAGACGGUAAAAACAAAUUCAUGAAACAUAAAUCAAAGCAUGAAAAUACCAAUUAAAACCACACAAGAAUAAGAAGUGAACUAAAAGAAUAAAAACUGUCACCACAAAAAGUGGUGACAGUGUGUGUAAAAAAAAUAGUGAUAUCUUAUGGUGAAACUGUAGAUCAGUGGUGUCAAACUAGCGACCCGUGGAUCAUAUAUGGCCCCCCAAUCGAUUACAUGCAGCCCACCAAUUACUAUCAUGUGUUUAAAGACAAUUUAAUACUGAAUAUGUUAGUUCCGCCUUGAAUAGUGUUGAAUAGUA
This is a messenger RNA of Solea solea (common sole), 2429 nucleotides long. RefSeq names its product UDP-glucuronosyltransferase 2C1-like. The transcript has 2 exons. The record is from RefSeq and is a predicted model, not a curated record. Gene Ontology annotation, molecular function: UDP-glycosyltransferase activity. Lineage: Eukaryota; Metazoa; Chordata; Actinopteri; Pleuronectiformes; Soleidae. The coding region runs from base 345 to 1943 and encodes 532 amino acids.